Messenger RNA from Nematolebias whitei (Rio pearlfish), 1950 nucleotides. Its product is annotated as protein kinase C and casein kinase substrate in neurons protein 2. Bases 212 to 1375 code for a protein of 387 amino acids. Gene Ontology annotation, biological process: cytoskeleton organization; plasma membrane tubulation; regulation of endocytosis. The transcript is spliced from 10 exons. Gene Ontology annotation, molecular function: protein binding; phospholipid binding. Lineage: Eukaryota; Metazoa; Chordata; Actinopteri; Cyprinodontiformes; Rivulidae. The record is from RefSeq and is a predicted model, not a curated record. Gene Ontology annotation, cellular component: cytoplasm; plasma membrane; endosome.
UUUUCUAAUAACAGAGCAGAGUGGAGCUGAUAGUCACAGAGAGCAAGAAAAGCUAAACAACCUGACACUGAAGGCACUCAGCAAGUAGUUUAGAGAGGCAAAUUAUGAGGUUAAAGUGAAAAAAGAACAAGAAGUUGAUCCGGGUAUGACUGAAAACUAGAAUUACAGCUCAUGUGGGAGGAGAGCAGCAGAGACAGAAAAAUCUCCAACAAUGGCGAGCCGCAGCAAAGAACCCACCGAGGAUCCCAGGAAACAGAGCUUCUGGAUGCCGGGAAACUAUGUGCGUACUGUGCACCGAACUGAGCAGUCCUUCCAGGCCUGCAAUGACAUCAUGGCUUGCUUCGUGGAGAGAGCAAAGGUGGAAAAACAGUACGCUCAGCAGCUCAGCCAGUGGAGCAACAAGUGGAAGUCCAUUGUGGAGUCUCGGCCUCUUUACGGCUCCCUAAUGAGGGCAUGGCAGUGUUUUUUCACCUCCACCGAGCGUCUGUCUGCCCUCCACUCCUCCAUUGCUCAGUCGCUCACCGAAGAAGAAGGCGAGCGGGUGAAGACCUGGCAGAAGGAGACGUUUCCCAAGAAAAUCUUCUGUGGGUUCAAGGAGAGCUACAACAACAGCACAAGUUUUUCACGAGCGCAGAAACCCUGGUCCAAAAAGCUGCAGAAGUUGGAGAAGGUCCGGGUCGCAUACCACAAGUCCUGUCAGACGGAGCAAGCAGCUCUCGACAAAGAGAAGCAAGCGAAUGAAAACUCUGAGAUGAGUGAAGCGAAAAAGCAGAAGAUCAGGGAGGCCAAAGAGAAAGCUGCAGAGGAGAAAGACAAGGCUAAGGAUCGAUACGAAAAGUUGCUGGAGGAUGUGUCGUCGUUCACACCUCGCUACAUGGAGGAAAUGGAGGCCAUUUUUGAGCAGUCACAGGAAGAAGAGAGGAAGAGGAUCAGCUUUCUGAAGCAAGCGUUUCUCUCCAUCCACAGACAUCUGGACAUCACGAACAACGAGAGUGUGAAAGCUGUUUACAGUGAGCUCCAUCAGACUUUGAUGUCCAUUGAUGAGCAAGACGAUCUCAAAUGGUGGAAGAAUAACCAUGGGCCUGGCAUGCCGACCGACUGGCCAAAGAUUGAGCAAUGGGUCCCACCUGUAAAAAAGCUAAAGAGAAAAAAAAGAGACCAGAAGGGGAAAGAAAGUCGACCAGUGAUGAUCGGGGGUGUGAAGGUGAAAGCGUUGUAUGACUACGUGGGAGAGGAAGCUGAUGAGCUGUCCUUUAAAGCAGGUGAGAUCUUCCUGAAGGUCGAGGAGGAAGAUGACCAGGGCUGGUGUAAAGGGGUCCUGAGCGGAGGGAAGGAGGGCUUCUACCCAGCUAAUUACGUUGAAGUCGCAGAGUGACGGUUCAGACUGUCCAGCAGCUGACGUCCUGAAUGUCUUUUUCCUCACAAAUAUUUUUAAUACUAUUCUUAAAGCAACAAUUUAUUUAAAGUCACAGUUUGACGUCUAAGAUGUUAACAUGUACAAUUUCGAAGACUUAAUAUUCUAACUUGUUUAGCUUGAGUCGUUUUAAGAUCAACUAAAACUAGAAUGUCUUGUUUUAUGGCUAAUGUUUUCUUGUACGGGUGUGUGUGUGUGUGUGUGUUUGCAUGCUGAUGUGUGUGUGUGUUGAGUCUUGUCAAGAAGAAGCGAGAAAAACAAAACAACAGAAAAUGUUUGUUUUCAGUUUUUGUGUCCAUAUUAUUUGAAUUAUGCUGACACAGGUUUACAAUGCUGCGUGCAUGCAGUGUUCAUGUUUACUUCAAGAGUAUAAUGUUUAAGAGCACAGAAGUCACAGUAAAGAAAGUGGAUUUUCAAAAUAAAGCUACUCUAAUGCACAUGUAGAGGUGAAUGUUUUUGCAUAUAUAUUUCUCCAUUUAUGAAAAUAUUGAAACAUUGUUUAAAAUAUUAAUAAAAACAAAAAUUGAAUCUCAUGA